AUGGGGAAUUGCUUCAGCAAGAGCUCCGGUAACUUCCGAGGCGAAGGCCGCGUUCUAGGUGGCAGCGGCAGUACACCGGCGGCGGCAGCACGUCCGGCACCAGCAUCAUCAAUGGCCGGUGGUGGUGGUGGUGGUGGUGGUUACGGAACCGUCAACGCGCCCAAAACAUCCGCUCCGGUACCACCAGCGGCAACAACCACGAGGACGGCGACCGGCGGCAGGACUCUCGGAGGAUCAGAACAAAAGGAGGAGGAGCCGGAGCCGAGGACCCAAAGAGCAAAGCCGCUCAAGCAGCCAUGGUUCGUUCGCACCUUCCCCCAACUCACCUUCCCCCAACUCACCUUCCCCCAACUCACCAACCCACCAACUCACCAACUCCCAACACAUCACAUCCCAUCCCAUCCCAUCCCAUAUCGUUCCGCUCGAUUCCAAAAAGAUCAAGGGUCAGGAGCCGACCUCUCCAAAAAGCUGCGAGCACAAAAGGCCAUGACGCGCGACGCGCUGCUUAAAGAGGAGAGUGACCAGGAGAGGGCGAGGAGGGCUGCUGACCAGGCUUUGGAGGCGAGGAAUUACAACUAG
Messenger RNA from Sordaria macrospora k-hell, 579 nucleotides. The record is from RefSeq and is a predicted model, not a curated record. NCBI's taxonomy places the organism in Eukaryota, Fungi, Ascomycota, Sordariomycetes, Sordariales, Sordariaceae.